Molecule: messenger RNA, 4181 nt
Organism: Gigantopelta aegis
Lineage: Eukaryota; Metazoa; Mollusca; Gastropoda; Neomphalida; Peltospiridae
Product: syntaxin-7-like
Exons: 11
Coding region: 113-976 (287 amino acids)
Biological process (GO): vesicle fusion; vesicle-mediated transport; intracellular protein transport
Cellular component (GO): membrane; SNARE complex; endomembrane system
Molecular function (GO): SNAP receptor activity; SNARE binding
Source: RefSeq, a predicted model, not a curated record
UCUGUUGAUAGUGGUCAUGUGAGAAUCAGUAUUAAAAUACUAAUAUUAUUUAUAUUAAAUCUAUACAUUAAUUAGUAACAACAAGGUAAAAGAAACCCAGAAAAGACUUAAGAUGUCUUCAAAGCAGUAUGGCACCAUGGGUAAAGAGUACCGAGAUGAUCCUGGAAAUCUGGAUUAUAGUGACGAGCCAGAAAGUCGAUCACGUUUUUCUGCUGCUGAAUUGUUCGAGCAAAUCGGGAGUAAUAUUUCCCAGAUCAAUAAUGGCGCCAAUACUGUCGAUCGGGCCAUGAAAAUUAUCGGAACUGAAAAGGACAGUGAACAACUUCGAGACAAAAUUCAUGACACAUCUUUGAGCACCAACAGACGAGUUAAGACAACUUCAAAACUCAUAAAAUCAGCAGUAACGAAGUCAAUGGAUCGGCAUCAAAAAUUACAACUUGACAGACUAAAGAAUGAUUUUCAUGAAGCCGUUCAACGAUUUCAAAUCUUACAGAAGAAAGCCGCAGAAAAGGUGAAAACAUCCGCCAUGUUGUUGUCUCAACACACAGCAGUCAAGAAACAACCCCUGGUCGACAUGACUGGUUGGAAUGAUGAGGAUAACUAUUCUGACAAGACUGAGCUAGUCGAGGAAGAAAACCGCAGAGCAAACCUUCAGGCUCAGGAUCAGGUCAUUGAAAACGAUCUUUCACUGAUUCACGAACGCGAGGAAAGAAUACGUCAGCUUGAGUCGGAUAUUCUGGACGUUAAUGAAAUAUUCCGAGACCUAGGAGCCAUGAUAUCAGAACAAGGGGAGGUAAUUGAUACAAUUGAAGCCAAUGUAGAAAAGACGCACGGCAAUGUGGAAUCAGGAAACCAACAACUUCUCCAGGCUGCCAAAUACCAGAAAUCAUCGAGGAAGAAGAUGUGCUGUUUAUUAGUCACAUUUGUAAUUAUUGCUGUAAUUGUCACAAUCAUUCUUGUUGUUACUUUGAGAUAAACAGUUGAAUAAUCAUUCCAUGCAUAAUGACAUUUGUAAAACAAAAAAUAAUAGUAAUAAUAUUAUAAACAGACAAUACAGCCUCAGGUAUGGAAUACAUAACAGUAAUACUGAGUCGUUCUUUUGAACUCCAAUUCAAAUAGGAGCAGUUCUUAAGAAGGCACCUUAUACAUGUAGAUGUAUGUGUCAUUCACCAUGUUAAACAUUAUUCGGUAACUAAAUAAAAAACAAAAAUCUAGUGGAUGAAUCAUCCCAAGAAUGAUUUUUGUUUGUGAACGAAUCGUCCCAAGACAUCAGUCGAAAUUUACCACUCGGGAAAGUUUAGAAUCGUGUAUGGUGACCUUAUACUGCGCUUUCCUAAAACAAAUAUGAUGGCAAUGUAGCUACCCAGCCCUCAUUAGCUGAAGAUAUAUACACAGCCAUAUAUAACUACUUCUGUGUUAAGUAACAAAGAUGGCAGCGUCUAUUGAGGUUGUACUUGUGGACUACACAACGUUUAGCACAAUGUAGUUGACAAAAAGACCGCAGUGUAGUGCGGCAUUGGGCAAGAACAAAGAAGGUUGUCAGCCGUGCAGAUCAAAAGUGAAGCCACCAAAAUGAUUGGAAACUUUUACAAAUGCCUUGCCUAUUAUAUUAUGUAUUUAUGUAGGUCUUAAAUACAUUUAAUGAUUUAUGUAGUGCUUGAAGGUGCUUUGUUAGUAAAAAAUGAUAAAAUAUUAUUAUAAAGACUCGUAAAAAAAUAGCUAAUCAUCAUGUUAGCUUUGUGAUAAAUUUAUUAUGAAAUACAUUUGUUUGCAAAAUCCAUUUUCAAUUCAUAUUUGUGAUGUAACAAAUGACAGCUUAAACCACUAUAUUUUAUUCCUUUUUUUUUUUUUUCAUCUUUUAAUCUUCUUUUUUUUGGGAGGGGGGGGGGGGUGUUACUGUUACAAUUGUAAUUUGCCAGUAAUAAUACAUGUAUUAGGAUUUGCAUAUCAGACGUUUGUGUCGUUUCACAUUUUUGCUAACAUUGAAUAAAUAAACUAAACAAACUUAGACUGAAAUGUAAAUAAUUAGUUUUGAGAACUUAAAAUAACUAAGUUUGUUAUUAAAGCUAUAAUGAUCACCUAUUCAAUGUAGUACAAUAUUUCAGCUUUUAGGGCUUCAAAAAAUUAUGGUACAAGUGUUAAAUGUUUUCACAUUUAAUUUUUGUUUAGAUAUUAAUUUUUGCACCUCAGAUCAGACAUAUGGGCUGGAUAUUGUGUAUUGGAGAGUCUAGACUGUGACAAGCAAAGGUUUUAUUGGGAUCUGCUUGGAGCAGUGGGGGGUUUCGACCACCAAACCUCCUACACACACACAUGCAUCUGCUGCUGUAUUUUUGUCUUUCUAAUUGAAGUGUUUUUUAAUUACUUCAAUUUAUGCUCACAGUAUUGUUACUGAAAAAUUGUAAUAGCACACACUAAUUUAUAACUGCUGAAUGCUUUGCAUGUAAUUAUUGGAACACUGAGUUUUGCUUUACAUUUUUUUUCUAAUACUAGUACAUGUAUAUACUGAACAGCAAAACAAAUGUGAAUAUAAUUUUCGGUUGUAAAGUUUAAAAAAAAAAAAAGUAUUUUUAGAUGGGAUUUUCACGUACAUGUUUCAAGAUGCAGGAAAUUACAAUUGAUAUUUUGUUAUUCAUUUCACAGAAUAGCACGUGUAAUCAAGUAAACUUGUUCUAAUUACAAACUGCUCAUUAGCCUGAUUUGUGCAUUUCUUCUGGUGUUCACUUUAUUAUGAAUGUGUAUGAAAUACAAGUAAAUUAAUUCAGGCCUAAAUUAAAAUCAAAUACCGGUAUUAUUACAUGUAUUAUUAUUAUUAUUAUUAUUAUUAUUUUAUUAUUAUCCUACUACACAUUUUCUCAUUUCUUCAUCUGGCAGCUUCUGCCUUUUAAUUUGUUGUCAGUGUAAUUUCGGAACCAAGAGAUUAUGUACCAUGUGUUUUUAUGAAAAUGUACUACCAAUGUAUUCCUUUUUGGGACCAUUUUAAGAGAACUCAUCAAACACAUCGUCCAACACAAUUCAUUUCAGACAUAGAAUAAUAUAUCUUCAGACAUUUGACAUGUUUUUCAUACAUUAUAAUUUAACCUGACCUCCCACUUAAUGCAUUUCCUCCAUACUCUUUUAAAAAAAAAAAUAUCACAUGAAGUCACAUGACUGGAACUACAGGGAGCAUACAGUGAAGAAUUUUAGGCCAUCCCAUUGGCUGUUGGGAUGUUCGGACCAUACCACUCAUGUGUGGGGGGGGAGGUGCAUUUGUGAGGACAGGUAAUGUAUCUAUAAAAGAGAAAACACUCCAAGUUUUCUUCAAUUUGUGAUGUAUGCUUUUAGAAGACGGGGGAAAAGGUAGCAAAAAGCAUGCUUUUUUAUGCUUCUAGACAUUUUAAUUAUGAAAUUGUAAGAUGCUGGUACAUCCAAGACCAUCCUGCUGUACGGUGAGAUUUGCAUAAAUAAUUAUUCUCUUUUUUCCCCCCCACUACACUUGUUCACAUUAAUUUUACACUUCAUUGAAUAGAUAUUUUUUUUAAUGAGUGACAACCAUAAAUCUAAUCAUACUGUAACCCUUACUUAACAGUUAACAUAUUGAGACUAUAAUACGAAAAAAUAUUUAUAGUUUUAAUAUAUGUUACUUUUAACCAUCCACAAUUGUGAGAACGAGAGAAGUGAUUGGGAGUGUGAAGACACCAAUAAUAUGGAAAGUAUAGUAAGUGUAUAUUGUAUUUUACUAAACAUAAUGUAAAUAUUUCAUUGUUGUCUGUACAGAACAAUGAACAAAUAUUAUAUAAUGCAUAUUGAGAGAGAGAGAGAGAGAGAGAGAGAGAGAGAGAGAGAGAGAGAGAGAGAGAGAGAGAGAGAGAGAGAGAGAGAGAGAGAGAGAGGAAAGAGAGAGGGGGGGCACAAAAAUGGAGAGAUGAAAGGAGAUACAAAACUAAUAAAAUUGGUAUGCAUGUGUAUGAAAACAAAACGCAAUGUUUCUUUGAAUUCCAAAGUUGUGAAUCUGCAUAUAUUAUUAUAUGUAUGUACUUUGUAAAAUAAUGGCAGAUAAUUCAAGUAUUGUUUAGUAAUGCAACAAUCAUUAUGUUAAAAUCUGUGUUAACAAAAGUAUGUGUCUCGGUUUUUAACACACUUUAUGUACAUCUUCACUGUCUUUAUGCGAUACUUAUUGUGCAUUAAAAUAUUGAUAAAUUAUU